This is a messenger RNA of Leptinotarsa decemlineata (Colorado potato beetle), 893 nucleotides long. RefSeq names its product ATPase, H+ transporting, lysosomal 21kDa, V0 subunit b (gene Atp6v0b). Gene Ontology annotation, biological process: proton transmembrane transport. The record is from RefSeq and is a predicted model, not a curated record. Gene Ontology annotation, molecular function: proton-transporting ATPase activity, rotational mechanism. NCBI's taxonomy places the organism in Eukaryota, Metazoa, Arthropoda, Insecta, Coleoptera, Chrysomelidae. Gene Ontology annotation, cellular component: proton-transporting V-type ATPase, V0 domain.
CUGACACAUGACACAACACACCUAUCAGCGAUUAGCGGAUUAGCGCUACUUUAGAUUUUAGUUUUAUGUGAUUGAUAUGUACUGUUAAGAAAUAUUUGAUACCAUUUUUUAUUUUUAAUUUGCUCUCCAAAGGACUCAAGAUGCGCUAUUACUUAACUUACACAGCCUCAAUAUUGUUUUCUUCGGUUACUACAAUAUUUAUUCUUUAUUAUCUACUGACUGGCAAAGGGGAGCAAAUCAGUCCAGCAUGGUUUCUACUCGGUGUUUCUCCAUAUAUGUGGUCAUCCUUUGGAAUUGGUUUAGCUGUAUCCCUAUCUGUGCUUGGAGCUGCAAUAGGUAUUCACACUACAGGAGUCAGCAUAGUUGGCGCUGGUGUGAAAGCUCCAAGAAUUAAAACUAAAAAUUUGGUUUCAAUCAUUUUCUGUGAAGCAGUUGCCAUUUAUGGCUUGAUCAUGGCUAUUGUCCUCUCCAGUAAUUUCAAGGAAUUUGAUGGUGCCCUGUUUGUCAAAGACGAGUCAGUCUUCUCAUCUAACCAUUACGGAUCGCACGUAAUUUUUGGAUCCGGUUUGACAGUUGGUUUCGUAAAUCUAUUCUGUGGAAUUUGCGUUGGCAUUGUUGGAUCUGGUGCAGCAAUUGCAGACGCCGCUAACGCUUCCCUAUUUGUUCGAAUCCUCAUCAUCGAAAUUUUCGGAAGUGCUAUUGGCUUGUUCGGGCUGAUUGUGGGAGUUUUUCUGUCCUCCAAGGCAAGUGGAUAGAUAUCCUCAGUGAAUAUGUAUCAUAAUAUGUAGUCUUUGUAUAUACUUAUAUCAGUCGGUCUAAGAAACAAUAACUUUUAAGGUUUACAUAUGUUUGAAAUUCAAAGUUUGGAAUAUAUUGAUAGUUAAAAAUUCUGA